AUCAUACUUUGUUGCACAAUGAAUUUUUCAGACCCCGAGGGUAAGUAUGAAGCCUUGGAGAAAUAUGGUAAGGAUUUGACAGCCAUGGCACGCGAAGGGAAGCUUGAUCCAGUUAUUGGAAGGGAUGAUGAGAUAAGGAGAUGUAUACAAAUAUUGUCUAGGAGGACUAAGAACAAUCCAGUCUUAAUCGGUGAACCUGGUGUCGGGAAAACUGCCAUAUCUGAAGGGCUUGCUCAGAGAAUAGUUGAAGGUGAUGUACCCCAAGCUUUGAUGAACCGCAGGUUGAUAUCUCUUGAUAUGGGUGCUCUAAUAGCUGGAGCAAAGUUCCGCGGUGAAUUUGAAGAUAGACUAAAAGCUGUCCUGAAGGAAGUAACGGACUCAGAUGGACAAAUAAUCCUCUUCAUUGAUGAGAUCCAUACUGUUGUCGGGGCCG
Molecule: messenger RNA, 433 nt
Organism: Dendrobium catenatum
Lineage: Eukaryota; Viridiplantae; Streptophyta; Magnoliopsida; Asparagales; Orchidaceae
Product: chaperone protein ClpB3, chloroplastic-like
Exons: 3
Biological process (GO): cellular response to heat
Cellular component (GO): cytoplasm
Molecular function (GO): ATP hydrolysis activity; ATP binding
Source: RefSeq, a predicted model, not a curated record